Molecule: messenger RNA, 2371 nt
Organism: Caretta caretta (loggerhead turtle)
Lineage: Eukaryota; Metazoa; Chordata; Testudines; Cheloniidae
Source: RefSeq, a predicted model, not a curated record
CACUCCUCCGGGGAACUCUUGCUUCUGUCAGCUGCAUUCUCACAUUCCUGCACCUCUUCUGUACAAGACAGACAAAGAUGGGUCGUGCGUGGCUGUGGUUGGAGUCCAACAGAGAAUCUCCCAGUGACUCUGUGAAGAGUAGUGGCUGCCUGUCUCUCAGCAGCUCCUGGGACUCCAGCCUGGAGCUGGAGGUGGGGAGCUGGAGGAUGACUGAAGAGGCCGCUGUGGAGGAACAAGAGGAAAGCAGUCAAGAAGAAGAGGAUCGCAGGCUGGAGUCCAGGGAACCUCUGGUAUGGGAGGAUGGCAGAGAAGAGUUCCAGGAAGAGGCAGGGCAGUGUGAACAAGACAGUCUUCUGCAGUUCCUCUUGGAGGUGACCCACCUCAUGGAACCCCUCUGCAUUAGUGGCACAGACUCAGAACAGAAUCACUGGACUUUCUGUGGCUCUGGGCAGCAAGAGGAAAGGGAAGUCCUGAGCUUCAAGGAAGAAAUGGCAGGACCACUAGUCCCAAGAGAGGAGGAAAGGCAGCUGCAGCUCCUGAUAGAAGAGGCUGGGGAACUGCACAUCCCAGGAAGAGAGGUGCGGGAGGAGUGGGUACCACAGGUAUCAGGAGAGCUGCAGGUCCUGGGCUGGGAGGCUGGAGAAGCUGAGGAAGAACAGAUUCUAGGAGAGGAGACAGGAGAGCCCCAAGUUCCAGGAGGGGAGGAAGGAGAUUCAGGAGAGCAGAGAGAGCUGCAGUUUCCAGUGGAGAAUGGAAGAGAAAUGGAGGAGGAAGAGAAGAACAGGAAGCUGCUUCUGGAUGAGACUUCCUCGGACAUGAGUGCGUUGGAGGAGGUGCUCCCAGGCAGCGUGGAGGGUGAUGUUCUGGAGCAGCCUGCAGAACGUGCUCAGGGCGAGAGCCACUUGUUGGAGGAGGACAACGAUCUCUCCGCACAUGAUAACAGUGAUAGCUACAGUCCUUCUAGAGCAUCCCUGGUGGACUCCAGUCUCAUGAGCGCAGCCUCCUCACAGCUGGUGCCGCUCAGCUGCGCUAACUCACUGCGACAUUUGCUUUUCAAAAAGACGCUGCUGUCCAUCUGGAAGAUGAUAGCCAGCCACAGGUACUGUGGCCCAUUCCUGAAGCCGGUGUCAGACAAGCAGGCUCCUGGGUACAAGGAUGUGGUGAGAAGACCCAUGGAUUUAACCAACAUAAAGAGGCGCCUGUCCAAGGGCCAGAUCUGGACCACAGCCCAAUUCCAGCGGGACCUCAUGCUGAUGUUCCAGAAUGCAGUGAUGUAUAACAGCUCUGACCAUCACGUGCACCGCAUGGCUGUGGAGAUGCAGCGAGAUGUCCUGGAGCAGCUUCAGCUGCUGGGUGAGGCCCUCCUGUGCUCAGAGGAGAGGCUGGGCUUUGGGAGGAUGUAGGAAGACGGUCAGAUGAGGGGCCAGUUUUGGGGGGUAGUACCCUCCCCCAGCACUCUUCCAGACCCUGUUCCCCUGCCCUGCACUAGCAACCAUUUCUCACAGCCCAGGAAGAUGGAUUAAAAAAACUAAAUGCAAUUUCUAGAUUCCUGGGGCCUCCUCUGCCCUGGAAAGGACAUCCCCUUCCUUGGCUUGGGGUGGGGCCGAGCACACACUCCCUGAGCUGGAUGCCUCCUUCCUUGGCUGGGGUGGUGGUGAUGUUCCCAAGGGUUGGGGACCUUUCCCAGGCCAGUAAAGAAAGAUGGUGUCCCCAAAGAAAUGAGCUGUAUAGCCCUUGGUCCCUUUAAGAGUUCCUGUGAUGGGCGUCUGUACCUCUGUCCCUGAUUCAUUGUUUAGCACAGUGGAGAAUGAGGAAGGAAGGGUGUAUUGGAAGACUCUGUCAGUCUGCAUAGUUGAAAGGACAAUACCAAAAUUGGCAGAGGCAGAGCUAUGCAGACUGUUCGUGAAAUGCAGGCUCUGAGUAAGGUAAUUUAAGCCUUUGAAAGGUGGCUGUUAUGGCUCUUUGUUUCUACAAUGUAAUCCCUGUAAUGAGGACAUGAGGGGGAAAAACUACAAGGCCUUUAAAAAUCUCUUUAACCUGAGGUCACACACACUGAAGUGCCUUAAUCAUAAUCAUAUGGCUACUGCAUGAUGUCACCACAGGGCAGAGUUAAGGUUGUUUAAUGGUGCUUUUCCAUCCCUUAACACAUUUGGAUUUAAGUGUAAUCUAAACUUGAAUUUCCUGGGUUUGUAAUGUUUGGUUUGGGGAUCAUUACAACAGCUCUGUAAAUGUUUUUACCCUUCCAGCACCGGUAUGUGUGCUUGCUUUUAACUGCAUUUUUGGCUUGGAAUCUAAGUCCGCUUGUAAACAGGGUAAAGCCUCUGCUUUUAUUUCCAUUUUCUCUGCUUUUAAUAAAUCUUGUGUGUGUGAA